AUACAGUGAACAGCUCACUCGAGAGAGGACCUUGGAAAGUGGAGCCAUGUGUUAUAACUCUGACAACCCGUGCGAGUGUCUGACCAGCGGCAACCUGUGCGAGCCGUGCAGGACGACCGCCAAGGAUAAGGAGAUGGAGGAGGCGCGCCUCGACAACAUCAGGGCGGCGGGUCAAGCGGACAACACCAGCGAACCGGACCUGAACAUCUCCUCCACCGAGGUUGUGAGGGAGCGAGGCCGGAACUGGGGAUGGAUGCUGUCUGGGAUCAUCUGCUUGAACAUCCUGAUCCUGGGCUGUGCUCUAGUCAGCGGCAGCGCCUCCAGUGGUGUUAAAAUCAGCACCCUGGACCUGCAGGCUUUUCUCAUCGUCCUCCUCCUCCUCACCUGCAUUUGGAUGAUCUAUUAUAUCAUCUACACAGCCAGGACGGACAACGCUGUCACCUACAAGGACGGGCAUGCUGGACCCAUAUGGCUAAGAGGAGGACUACUGCUAUUCGGACUCCUCAGUGUCGUCAUGGACAUUUUCAAGAUUGCCAGCUACGUGGGAUACCUCCACUGUGAUUCUGGGGUGAAGGUUGCAUUCCCUGUGGUGCAAGUGGUCUUCGUCCUUGUGCAGACAUACUUUUUGUGGAUCCAUUCACAAGACUGCGUGCAACGCCAGAAGAACCUGUCACUCUGUGGGUUGAUGCUAACCCUGUCCACCAAUCUAGUUCUAUGGAUGACAGCGGUCACGGAGGAGUCCCUUCACCAGACGACCAUUCCUGACUACUCAAAUGAAACCAAACUCUCAAGACGAAGCAUGUACAUCAGCAGAGCCGGUUAUGGAGAUGACCAGUGCAAGUGCAGCCACACUACAUGUAGUGUCUUCAAGGAGGCCUAUUACUACCUGUACCCUUUCAAUAUUGAGUAUAGCCUCUUCGCCUCUGCCAUGGCCUACAUCAUGUGGAAGAAUGUAGGCCGAACAACACCUGAACACAACCACCACCACGUCAGCUUCAGCCUGAGAGAUGUCUUUAUCGGGCCCAUUUUUGGAGUCCUCUUGGUGAUUGCAGGACUGGCAACGUUCAUCGUGUACGAGAUCGAAAUGAAAACAAACUACAGCGAUGAAGAGGGGAAAGACAGAGCAGUGAUGAUGCACUUCGUCAUGAAUAUAGUUAUAGUCACCAUGAUGUCAGCAUGCACUGUAAUUGGCAGUGCCAUCUUCAAGGUGGAUCACAGGGAGCACGUCUCAGAGAAAAACCCCACGCGCAACCUGGACGUGGGGCUGCUGGUCGGAGCCUCUCUGGGACAGUUCAUCAUCAGCUAUUUCUCCAUCAUAGCCAUGAUCGGCACCGGGGCCAGAGACCACCUGGACAGGCUCAACCUGGCCUGGGCCAUACUGAUGGUGAUCCAGCUGGGCCUGCAGAACUUUUUCAUAAUAGAAGGUCUGCAUCGGGAACCCUUCCAUGAGGUGGAGCCGCCUACCGUGAUGGAAAACCCAUACGUGCUGGAGGAGAACAAAGACGCGAACGUGGAAAAAGCCGAAAUGGACACCAAACCGACCCCUGAAACAGAAGCACACAGCCACAGCGAACACAAACACAAACUACUGUGGAAGCGGAGGGUGUUGAGAGAAGUCUGUGCCUUUUUGCUGCUGGGUAACGUCAUUCUGUGGAUCAUGCCAGCGUUUGGUGCCCGUCCCCAGUUUGACCACGACACCGAGACAGAGUUCUAUGAAUUCAACAUGUGGGCUGCUGUUGUGAAUAUAGGGCUUCCUUUUGGCAUCUUUUACCGAAUGCAUUCAGUGGCUAGUUUGUUUGAGGACUCCCAAGACUCUCCUCUUUUUGGUGAAGAAGAGGAGAACUUCAGGCACAGAAAGUCCAAAGUUAGACAUCCUCUGGCAUCUUUCUUCCACCUCUUCUUCCGGACAAGUGCCAUCUUGGUUUACAUACUGUGCGACGUCCUCAGCAGUCGUUUUAUUGCUUGCAUGGUGACCAUUAUCCUGCUGCUGUCAUGUGAUUUCUGGACUGUCAAGAAUGUGUCUGGCAGGUUGUUGGUGGGCCUUCGGUGGUGGAAUCAGGUGGAUGCUGAUGGGAAGAGCCGGUGGGUGUUCGAGUCAAGAAAGCCAAACACCGUGAACACAACAUCCACCUCUGAAUCACAAAUUUUCUGGCUUGGACUUACGGUGUGCCCCAUCUUCUGGGUCAUCUUUGUGUUCAGCACCAUGUUCUCCUUCAACAUUAAAUGGCUGCCCGUGGUGAUAAUGGGUCUGGUGCUACAAUGGGCCAACUUGUACGGCUAUGCGAGAUGCAAAGUGGGUGGAGGGUCCAACCUGCGAAACAUGGCAAAGGACUACUUCGGAACCCAGAUUUUGAAACAGGCGAUGAAGAAAACUGAAGAAUAAUGAGGCUGAGGAAAAUGUGCGGGGGGGGCAGUGAGGUUGAGCUUGAAUGGGCUGGUAAUAAUGACCUCAUUUCUGCUGAGAAAGAGGCGGGUUUUCUCUAACUAAGUUUCUCUUUUGAGAGGUUCUCAUGAUGUUUUGGGGGAGAGUUGGUGUCACAUAUUGGUGAAGGUAAUAGGUAACGCCUUAAGCUUCUUUUACCGGAAACCCGGAUGAAAGUUUGAAGGGAUGUAACUUUUUGGUAACAUAUUUAUACUGUUUUGCCUUACUGCUGCUGCAAAUCAAUCCUGGAGUGUUUACAGUAACACAAUACUACUGUUUUGUGAUUAAAAUGAAUUUCUUGAAUUUCUUUUUACAUAAAUGCUUGUUAUUAAUGACACUGAAUGAAAUCUUUAAAUAGAUUUAAAAUGUAUCUCUAAAAGAAGAAUUCUUUUGAAAUAGAUAUUCACAGGGGUCAUUUUCCAAACUGUUUUCCAGACUGAGAUUAAACUGUCUGGUCAGCAAUAUUAAUUUUUUACUGAGGAUUCACUACAUUAUUAUAUUUGAGGGACUGUAAAUAAGAUGCAUUUUUAUUAAAGUGUAACUAUAAUGAAUAAAUGAAUACUACUACUAAGUUGAUCUAUCUGUAUAUAAGCCUGUUUUGCUUGCCUGUCCAUGGAACAUUUUUUAUGCUUCUAAUUCUACUGAUUUCAUAUAUCUCUUUUCAGGCCUUUCGGUAAUUAUUUACUUUGUUUUAUUGGUUGUAAACCCAGAGAAAAUUAAUGUGAAACUGAGUUGCUGUAAUUUCAUCAACUAUAGAUUGAAAUGAAAUGCCUGAAAAGGAGAUCAAGAAAAGGUAAAAGAGUGUGAUAUCAGUCGUCCGUCGGCAGAGAGAGUUGAGCCACUAGGAGGCAGUAAGUAAGCGGUGUCCCAAAUCCUUAGUAUUUAUUUCACUGUUUUGUUAACCCCUGACUUUUUAGUGUUACAUAACCUGUGGGAACAGAGGAAACCAAUUGUUGGGGUUUUGCAGGUGGUGUCUGCGUCCUCAAUUUCACCCCACCCCCACAUAAAUGCUCAUAUUCUUCUCUCUGUGAUGCUUUUUAUAUUUUCAAAGCGAGAUCUAGUGUACAGACACACCAGUCGCCUGCGCCCACAUGUGCAUGCGAUGCUCCACAGAGACUUUUUUUUGUGUGUCAGUCUGAUCCAAAGCUGAACUUCACAGUCGUCGUUUCAUGUGAGCACUUUUGUCUGACUGAAACUGUGGUGACUUUCUCAAAAUCAGUCGGAUCGUGUAAAUGGGAACAAUCAUCCCAUAAUUAACAGUUGUCUAAGUUUGCAUUAGUGCUUUUUUUUUAAGUAAAGCUUGUGAACAUUACUUCAACCGGUGUUUGCAAGUGUCCUAGUCACAAAUAUUUUUUUCUAUAGUAUAUGUCUCCGGGGGAAAAAAACAAGGGAGGAGGGAAAUGUUACAUUUUUUUAUUUGUUAUU
Messenger RNA from Menidia menidia (Atlantic silverside), 3847 nucleotides. NCBI's taxonomy places the organism in Eukaryota, Metazoa, Chordata, Actinopteri, Atheriniformes, Atherinopsidae. The record is from the annotation of a GenBank genome assembly.